AAGCUAGCAGUACAAUGAGUGGUUACGAUAGUGCUCUGUCUAUUUUCAGUCCUGAUGGACACGUUUUCCAGGUUGAAUACGCCCUGGAAGCUGUUAAGAGAGGUACGUCCGCAGUUGGUGUCAAGGGUAAAGAUGUUGUGGUUCUUGCGUGUGAGAGACGUAGUACACUAAAGCUGCAAGAUCCUCGUAUCACACCGAGUAAGAUAAACAAGAUUGAUUCUCAUGUGUAUUUGGCAUUUGCUGGACUGAACGCUGAUGCAAGAGUCCUUGUCGACAAUGCUAGAGUCGAGGCACAAUCGCAUAGAUUGACAUUGGAAGACCCUGUCACCAUCGAAUACCUCACAAGACAUGUGGCUCAAUUGCAACAGAGAUAUACUCAAUCCGGUGGUGUUAGACCUUUCGGUAUUGCAACUUUGAUUGCUGGAUUCGAUGGGAAUGAUACAGUACCAAGACUUUACCAGACAGAGCCUUCUGGUAUCUAUUCCGCAUGGAAGGCAGGUGCCAUUGGAAGAAGUAGUAAAACAGUUCUUGAAUUUUUGGAAAAGAACCACAAAGAGGAAAUGACAAAGGAUGAUACGAUUCUUCUUGCAGUCAAGAGUUUGCUAGAAGUUGUUCAAUCGGGCGCAAAGAACAUUGAAAUCACUGUUCUUGAGCCUGGAAAGACAUAUGAAUUGAGCAACGACGAAAUUCUUCAAUUUGUGAAUAAGGUGGAAGCUGAAAAGGCCGAACAAGCAGAGAAGAAGAAACCACACUCGUCAUCUUGAAGGUUUUCAUUUUAAUGUUCUUUCAAAAAAGGAAGAGGAAGAAUUGACGGUGUUUUUCGUUUCUAAAAAUCCACAUGACCUAGACUGGCGUAAUUACUUGUAGUGCAUACAAUCAUUAACUCGAAGGCGAUGUUUCUCAAAUGACACGUUCGUUUAGACUAGUCUUGUCUGGGUGACCCGAGUGAACAGCUUUUUAAUCUAUGUCCAUACAUAGAAAAACCAAAUGAUUAUGAAUCUGAUGCUGUAGCUGAUAUUGAGCGACGAGUGGUUGUCUAGUUUGGAAUGGGAAACCGUAGAACAACUUCAACUAGUGGCCUUUUAACAUUCAU
Messenger RNA from Williopsis jadinii, 1093 nucleotides. It is a transcript of the gene PRE6, whose product is annotated as proteasome core particle subunit alpha 4. Gene Ontology annotation, biological process: ubiquitin-dependent protein catabolic process. The coding region runs from base 15 to 764 and encodes 249 amino acids. The transcript has 3 exons. The record is from RefSeq and is a predicted model, not a curated record. Lineage: Eukaryota; Fungi; Ascomycota; Saccharomycetes; Phaffomycetales; Wickerhamomycetaceae. Gene Ontology annotation, cellular component: nucleus; proteasome core complex; proteasome core complex, alpha-subunit complex.